Messenger RNA from Geodia barretti, 4136 nucleotides. Lineage: Eukaryota; Metazoa; Porifera; Demospongiae; Tetractinellida; Geodiidae. The record is from the annotation of a GenBank genome assembly.
UUUUGCUGACUCAGCAGCAUGCACCAAGUUUGAGGACGCAUGGAGGAUACACGAGGAGAAGGAGAAGAAGGAGUGGAGGAGGAGGUGGGCAGUGCCGCGGCAUCCCUGCCUCCUCAGAUGCAGCUGCUGUCCACCUGGGAAGUGAGGAGAGUUCCCCACAAUUGUGUGACCAGGCAAGAAUAGUUGAACACAUCCAACCCUUCUUCACAGCUCUCUCUUACUCCUGAUGAACAGGCUGUGUACGGUGACGGUGACGAGACUGGAGGUGAGACAGGCUCUGGAGCCUAGCCUACCCUCUGUGGUGGUUGCCGUGGCAAUGAAGACUCCACAUCGCUUUCUGCGCUCCAACGAGAUUCCCCUCCCUCCUUCGGGGACCCUUGACAUUCCUCUCCAACUGACCUUUGCCCUACAGUACCCUCAUUUCCUGAAGAGAGGAGGCAACAUCCUGCAGAUCAGGGUCCAGAGAAGAAAGAGGUAUCGGAACAGAGCAAUUGGUGGCUACAAGACCCUUGCAAUGGGGACUCUGGAGAUGUCCCAGGUGCUACAAACAAGCUACGCAGGUGAGGUCCACCUGUUCUCGGAGAAGCCACCUCAGGUCGUUGCCGUGGUGACGGUGGGCAGUCUCACCAGCACUCCGGUGUACCACGAGUCCCAGAGAGAAGGUUCCAGUGAUGAGGAGGAAGACGACAUGGCCUACUCUGACUACCAUGGCUCUGACUCUGACAGUGGGGAGGGAGCUGACGUCUAUCAUCGCUCACCUCAUCCCCACAAACUCAAGAGCAAGGCUCCCAAGCCAUCGUCGCGGAUGCUAAGACUCCUGGGUAUCAAGAGCUCCAAGACACACACGGCAGAAGAUGAGCUAAUGGAUCUACAGGGAGAGGACCCAGAGUGUGCAGUGACAUUUGCGUCCUCCGUAUCGGAGAGUGAGGAAGAGGAAGAGGGAGUGGGCGGUCCCUCAACACCUCCCAGACCUACACUCAGCCCGUUCUUUGGUUCUGACAGGUGCAGUAUGGUCAGCAUCCCCAACAGUGUCCGGUCCGCUGAAGUGGGUUCAGAGUUCAUGCAGCAACCGUCUGCCUUGUCAGUCCUGAAACAGAGCUCCCUCGAGGACGCCACGCCAGAGGGUGAGGACACAGUUGUUGUGGGCGAGGAGGGAGGAAGAGGGAGAGAGGUGGGGAAGAAGAGGGUGUGGGUGGUUGGGGAAGAGAGUGUGGCUGGUGCCCUGAGGGAGAUUAGGGAGAGGGUGCUGCUGGCGGACAGGGGGAAAGGCAGGGAGGAGGUUGUCAGCAAGAUCGUGACUCACCUGACAAGUCUCACCAGUGUGGAGAGUGGUGUGCUGUGUGUCGUGGUGGUUGGAGAGGAUUGGCUUGUCUCCGCUGUCCUACAGGUCGUCCUACAGGUCACCUCUGCCACUGAGACUCCGUGUCCUCUCCUCCGUCUACUGGUGGUCCCCACUUGUGCAGGAGUGGUGCUGUCUAAAGUGUGGCUGUUGGACACUUCCCUCUCCUCCUCCUUCCCUCUGGACACUGACUGGAGCCAACUCACCUCCUCACCUCUCAUCAGAUAUGCAGAGUCUGCCACCCACACCCACAGUCUCUCAGUGGCACACGUGGUACUCCACAGACCACCCUCCUCACAUGACACACCAGCCUCAGCUGCUGACCCCAGUCCUCUGCCCUUCAUAUUUAGUGUCAGUGUUGGGAGUUUGGAUGCUGAAUCUGAACAGCUCCAGCCCCAUUCCCCACCCUCUGCCUCCAGUGUGUCAGAAGCCACAGAGCUAGUGGUGGAGUACUGGACUGGCAAGAAAGACAAGGAGAAGAUAUCACUGAAGGUUCGCUGUGUAAUGGCAGCGUGUGACGGCCAGGGACUCAAUGUCACCACCAUCUCGAGGGACAAGAGAGGGAAGGGGAUUAGGAUACGGAAGAAGGAGAAGGAAGGGGAGAGUGGUAGCUCCAUCACUAGUCUCUCCACCUCACAGCUCCUCUGUAGACCUGCCAACAAACAGGACAGUCUCAGCGUUGUGGUGGAUGGCGUGGAGUGGCCCGAUGUAAGUUCUCUCAAAAUCACUGCGAACACCGGGCAUUUCAUCACUAUAGCAACAGCAAACUCUGCUCCACCCAUGGACCUAUCACACUGAUUAGUUUCGCAUUAGAGUAUAAUUGCAAAAAUUACGCGCAUGCGAAUAUCACAUGCACCGGUUACGCAUGCGCAUAUUAUUACAGCCGUGUGCGCUGCGGGACCGAACAGGGAGGAAAGAGAAGCUGUUGAGUGGCAAGUUGCUGAGCAUGAGAUAGCUGCACAGCCUUCGUGCCCGGCCCGGGGUUUUGAACAUAGUGCUGUGUUAUUCUUACAAGACAGUCAUGCGUGUUGUAGCAUUGAUAAGUGGAGGCAAGGACUCGUGUUACAGUGCCAUGCAGUGCGUGGCUGCAGGACACACACUAGUCGCUCUCGCUAACCUCCAGCCAGAGGGCAAAGAGGAAGAGCUGGAUAGUUACAUGUUCCAGACAGUGGGCCACGAGGCAGUGGAGUUAGUGGCACAUGCAAUGGGCCUGCCUCUCUACCGUGCCACCACCAGUGGGCGGAGCAAGGGGCGUGGUCUCCAGUACAGGCAGCAGGAGGGAGACGAAGUUGAGGACUUGUUUGGCCUACUGCAGGGAGUACAAAGGUUGGAGAAGGUGGAGGGUGUGGCUUCAGGAGCAGUGUUGUCCGACUACCAGAGACUGCGGGUGGAGCAUGUGUGCCAGAGGCUGGGGCUGACGAGUCUGGCGUUGCUAUGGCGACGAGAGCAGAGCGAGCUAUUGGAGGAGAUGAUAUUGUCUGGUGUGAGUGCGGUCCUGGUCAAGGUGGCCUGCAUUGGCCUGAAGGCGAGUCAUUUGGGUCGCAGUCUCCAAGAAAUGAAGCCACACCUCUCGAAACUGGUGAGACCAUCUCUGCUGACCUGUGACCCCGCCUCCACCUCCCUGCAGGCCAGGCAGUAUGGGGUUAAUGUGUGUGGAGAGGGAGGUGAGUACGAGACACUGACUCUGGACUGCCCUCUCUUCUCCCACUCGAUUGUCAUAGCACAGCUCAAACCUUCCCUCCUCCUCCUCCUCUUCUUCCUCUUCUUCCUCAUUCUCAGAAAUGGACAAGAAUUUAAUAACAGCCACAAAAGUGGACCCCUCUCUAUGGUGUCGCCUUACGAGGUAUCAGCGGACAGUGUCGCCACUGUUAGUGACAGUGUGAGGGGAGAGGAGUGGAGGGUGUGGAGGUGGGCGGGGUUUGAUGGAAGAGGAGAGGACGUAUCCCAGCAGACUAGCCAUGUACUCACCCAGCUGUCGAGCUGGUUGGAGGAGCGUGGAGCCAUGUCGAGAGACGUGGCCCUGAGUCAUCUCUUCCUCUCGUCAAUGGAGGACUUCCCUCUCGUUAACUCUCUCUAUAAACAGUUUUUCCCUUCCUCUCCUCCUGCAAGAGUAUGUGUCCAGGUGUCCUUGCCACAGGGUGUCCUCCUGAGAUUAGAGACUCUCCUCUACCAGCCAGAGAGAGGGGAGGAGGGGGAUGCAGAGAGAGGACUGGUGGAGAUGCACGUUCAGUCAGUGUCAGGCUGGGCUCCAGCUAACAUUGGUCCCUACAGUCAGGCAGUCAGGGUGUCUGAUAAGAUGAGUGGGUGUGGCCCCGUCAUCGCGUUUGUUCGAGUCCCGGGGCUGCCACGAGGAGCGUGUGUGGAGUGGUCUUUCACAGCCCUCUCCUCCCCACAUUCUCCUCUCCACCGCCCCGAGUCCCCCAGAGUGGGUCUGUGUGAUGCAGGGAAGGUGUGUGUGAGAGAGCUGAGCCAGAGAUUGACUCCGCUGGGUCUGUCAGAGAGAAGACUGACCACGCUGAGGUGGUUCCUGCCUCACUUCUCCUCCACACCAACUCACUCAUCUGCCGAACUGUUUGGUUUGACUCUCGCCUGCCCUUCAGUGGCUGCCACCAUAUGUGAGGGCUAUUUUGGCCAGAACUGCAGUCUCUCACUCCUGGCCAGACCUCCUCCCUUCCUGACUGAUCCUAACCGCACACCUUCACCCUUCUCACACAUCAUUGUUUCCACUUGCUGUGAAAUGAAAUGUGAAAUGUGCAACUUCUGCAUGCCACUGAUCGAGUGUCAGAUUUACAGCUAA